Molecule: messenger RNA, 1773 nt
Organism: Candidozyma auris
Lineage: Eukaryota; Fungi; Ascomycota; Pichiomycetes; Serinales; Metschnikowiaceae
Gene: ABC1
Product: protein kinase COQ8
Exons: 1
Coding region: 1-1773 (590 amino acids)
Biological process (GO): ubiquinone biosynthetic process
Cellular component (GO): extrinsic component of mitochondrial inner membrane
Molecular function (GO): kinase activity
Source: RefSeq, a predicted model, not a curated record
AUGUCCAGAAAAGCUGUUUUUGACGUCUACGCCAUCCUGGGCGCUGCGUCCAGAGUCGCCAGACACAGCGCCUCCAUCGCUUCCGCCGAUGCUUCACGCUGCUGGUCCAAGCUGUUCUUGGUGGCCCAGGCAAAGAAGCUCGACUCGAGCGGGCCUAUGUGGACCGACCUUCGAGGCAAGGCCCGGGCUGCCAGGUCUCAAAAGAGACACUUCGCUACGUGUAGCGUGGCCAGAGAACCCACCCACCGUUCCCAUAAACAUCCUCAACUCACCACGGUCCACCAACACCCGCAGCAUAGUCACCACCACCACCACCACCACCACCACCACGACAGAAACUACUCCACGAAGUCCGUCAAGCUAUUUGUGGAGGAACAUGAGGAGAAAUCGGCAGACCCCAGCCACCACAAUGUCAAGAAGGUGAUUGGCGGGGCCAAAGUGAAACCCUCGUUUGAUAUGUCUCAGCUGGAGGUACCCAGUACCCGGUUGGCCAGAAUGUUUCACUACGGUUCCUUGGCUGCGGGAAUGGGCAUCUCGGCUGCUUCCCAUGGCUUGAGACAAGUUGCACAGGGCAACGGCUCGUCCCUCAGCAUGAAGAAGUUGUUUUUGAGUCCGGCAAACAUCGAGAGAAUGGCCAAGAAGUUCAGCAAAAUGAGAGGCGCAGCUCUCAAAAUCGGACAAAUGAUGUCUUUUCAGGACGCUUCUAUCUUGCCUGCUGAAAUCCAGCAGAUCCUCUUACGUGUUCAGAAUCUGGCCCAUUACAUGCCUUUGGCCCAGUUGGAGCGUAUUAUGACUGCUGAGUUGGGCCGUGACUGGCGUAAGAACUUGUUUUCCUCAUUUGACGAUGUUCCCUUUGCUGCUGCUUCUAUUGGACAGGUCCACAACGCUGUCACUGAGGACUUGACCCCAGUGGUCGUCAAGGUUCAAUACCCUGGUGUGGUCGAGUCCAUUGACUCUGACUUGAACAACUUGCUCAUGCUCCUAACUGCAUCUUCCAUUUUGCCUCGUGGGUUGUUUUUGGAUAAGACAAUCGCCAAUGCUCGUGUUGAGCUUAAGUGGGAGUGUGACUACAUUCGUGAAGCCCAGAACUUGGUUCGCUUCAGAGAACUACUUGAGAACGAUCCUGUGUUUGAGGUUCCAAGAGUUCUUCACAAGAUGUCUGGGGAACACGUGUUAACAAUGGAGAAGAUGGGUGGUACCGAGAUUGUUAAAGGCAACUGGGACCAGAAGACAAGGGACUGGAUUGCCACUAACAUCAUGAGACUUUGUCUCACAGAGUUGAAGACUUUCCGUUUUAUGCAGACAGACCCCAACUGGGCCAACUUCUUGUACAAUGAGAAGACACACAAGAUUGAAUUGUUGGACUUUGGCGCUGCUCGUGAGUUCGAAGAUAACUUUGUGGAUAACUAUGUUGAGAUCUUGCGUGCUUCGGUCCGCAAAGAUCGCGAGGCUGUGCGUGAGUAUUCCCUCAAGGCUGGGUUCUUGACAGGUUUGGAGUCUCCAGCCAUGGUGAAGGCACACGUGGACUCAGUAAUGGUAUUGGGUGAAGCUUUCUGUCCUCAACCAAACCACAAGCCAUUUGAUUUCUCCAAUCAGACUAUAACUGAUAGAGUUAGAGACAACAUCGGUUUGAUGUUGAAUGAAAGAUUGACACCUCCCCCCGAGGAGACUUAUUCCUUGCACAGAAAGAUGAGCGGAGUGUUCUUGUUGUGUGCUAAGUUGAAGGCUACCGUCCCUUGUGAACAGUUGUUCAAGGACAUUGUUGGCUACUAA